AUGUUAAGAGCAAUUAGAAACUUUUCAUCAUCUCUGGUGGCCAAGCAGAUAAUUGGUAGUGCCAAAGGUGAAUCAGUCAACGCAACGAAGUAUUUGGGCCAGAAAUAUCAUGUCAUCGAUCAUGAAUAUGAUUGUGUAGUUGUGGGUGCUGGGGGAGCUGGAUUAAGAGCUGCUUUUGGUCUAGCCGAAGCUGGUUUCAAAACUGCUUGCAUUAGUAAGUUGUUUCCCACAAGGUCACAUACAGUUGCUGCGCAAGGAGGUAUCAACGCUGCUCUUGGUAAUAUGCAUAAGGACGACUGGCACUGGCAUAUGUACGAUACUGUCAAAGGUUCUGACUGGUUGGGAGAUCAGGAUGCCAUUCAUUACAUGACCAAAGAAGCCCCACAGUCCAUCUAUGAGUUGGAGAACUACGGUGUGCCUUUCAGUAGAAACGACGAGGGGAGAAUUUAUCAACGUGCGUUCGGAGGACAGUCUAAGGAAUACGGAAAAGGAGGCCAGGCAUACAGAACGUGUGCUGUUGCUGACAGAACUGGUCAUGCAUUGUUACAUUCACUUUAUGGACAAUCAUUGAGACAUGAUACACACUUUUUUAUUGAGUUCAUGGCAAUGGAUUUAUUAAUGCAAGACGGAGAAUGUGUGGGUGUCAUUGCAUACAACCAGGAGGAUGGUACCUUGCACAGAUUCCGGGCACACAAAACAGUUCUUGCCACUGGUGGUUACGGAAGAGCAUAUUUCUCAUGCACAUCUGCACAUACUUGCACUGGUGAUGGGUAUGCUAUGGUUUCCCGCGCUGGGUUGCCUUUAGAAGAUCUCGAGUUUGUUCAGUUUCAUCCUUCUGGAAUCUACGGUUCUGGGUGCUUGAUCACUGAAGGCGCCAGAGGCGAAGGUGGGUACUUACUCAAUUCGGAGGGUGAGCGUUUUAUGGAGCGUUACGCACCUUCUGCUAAGGAUCUAGCCUCUAGAGACGUUGUCUCGAGAGCCAUCACUAUGGAAAUCAAUGAGGGAAGAGGUGUUGGUCCUGAAAAGGACCACAUGUAUUUGCAAUUAUCACAUAUACCUGCUUCUGUCUUGAAGGAAAGGCUUCCUGGUAUCUCAGAGACAGCACACAUAUUUGCUGGUGUUGAUGUUACAAAGGAGCCUAUUCCUAUUUUGCCAACGGUUCAUUAUAAUAUGGGAGGUAUCCCAACGAAGUGGACAGGAGAAGUAGUUAAGAAGGGAGAAAACGGAGAAGACGAGGUCGUCCCAGGUUUGUUAGCUUGUGGUGAAGUUGCAUGCGCUUCGGUUCAUGGAGCAAACAGAUUGGGUGCGAACUCCUUAUUAGAUUUGGUUGUUUUUGGAAGAGCUGUCUCUCACACGAUUAGAGACUCAUUGACACCUGGUUCCCCUCUCAAGCCCGUUUCGAAGGAUUUAGGAUUGGACUCGAUUGCGAAUCUUGACAAAUUGAGAAAUGCCAAUGGAACAAGGUCCACUGCUGACAUCAGACUUGAGAUGCAGCGAACUAUGCAAAGGGGAUGUGCCGUCUUUAGGAUGCAAGACACAUUAGAUAAGUGUGUGGAGGAAAUAAGCAGAGUCGACAAAGAGUUUGCUAAUGUCAAAACGACUGACAGGUCUAUGAUUUGGAACUCUGAUUUAGUUGAAACUUUGGAGUUGCAGAAUUUGUUGACUUGUGCUACUCAAACCGCUGCUUCUGCAGCCGCAAGAAAGGAAUCAAGAGGCGCACACGCAAGAGACGACUAUCCAGAGAGAGAUGACAAUAAUUGGAUGAAGCAUACGUUGUCUUACCAAAAGGAAUUUGGGGCUCCUGUGACUUUAGAUUACAGAGACGUUAUCAAGACCACAUUGGAUGAGAAUGACUGCAAGCCUGUGCCUCCUGCGAAGCGUGUCUACUGA
Messenger RNA from Candidozyma auris, 1890 nucleotides. Its product is annotated as succinate dehydrogenase flavoprotein. The record is from RefSeq and is a predicted model, not a curated record. Gene Ontology annotation, biological process: mitochondrial electron transport, succinate to ubiquinone; tricarboxylic acid cycle. NCBI's taxonomy places the organism in Eukaryota, Fungi, Ascomycota, Pichiomycetes, Serinales, Metschnikowiaceae. The coding region runs from base 1 to 1890 and encodes 629 amino acids. The transcript has a single exon. Gene Ontology annotation, molecular function: electron transfer activity; flavin adenine dinucleotide binding; succinate dehydrogenase (quinone) activity.